AUGGCGGAGCAGAUGGCGGGGAUCGAGGCGAUCAAGGCCAACCCCGACACGCCCACCUUCGAGAACACCGUUGUGGCACUCGAGGAGAGCGGGGCGCUGCUUACGCGCGCACACGUGAGCCCAGAGAUGCAAAAGCUCGAGCAGGCCUACGCACCAAAGUUCUCCGCCCACACGCACCGGGUCUACCUCGACAGCGCCUUGUAGAGCCGCAUCAGGGCCGUAUACGACGAGCGUGCCCGUCUUGCUGGCGAGGACUUGCGCCUCGUGGAGCACCACGCAAAGGAGUUCCGAACGGGUGGUGCCGGCCUUGACGACGCAGUCAAGGAGGAGCUGAAGCAGGUGAACGAGCGCCUUGCCACUCUCGAGAGUGGCUUCGCCAAGAGGCUCAUGGACACACGCAGGACCGCGUCGCUGAUCGUGGCUGACGCUGCUGAGUUGGAGGGCCUCAGCGAGGACGAGAUCGCGACGGCACAGAAAGAGGCGGAGAGCCUCGGCCACCCCGGCAAGCAUGCGUUGGUCAUUGUGAACACGACGCAGCAGCCGCUGCUCGCUUCACUGAGGAACCGCGAGACGCGCGGCCGCCUGCUCGAGGCGAGCGAGCAGCGCGCCGGACGUGGCGACGAGAAUGGUACAACCGCCAUCACGGUCGAGAUGGCGCAGCUGCGCCUCAGGAGGACGACGCUGCUUGGCAAGAAGAGCUUUGCGGAGUGGCAGCUCCAGAACCAGAUGGCCGAUCCGGCGUCUGCGGAGGCGUUGCUGCGCGACAUGGGCAAAGCGGCAGCGCCAAAGGCGAUGAAGGAGGCCGCUGACAUCCAGCAGAUGAUUCGCGAGGAGGGUGGCGACUUCGAGCUGGCGCCGUUGGACUGGCGCUACUACGCGGAGCGGGUGCGCAGGCAGCUGUACGAUCUCGACGAGAACGAGGCGAAGCCGUACUUUGAGCUGAACAACGCCCUUGAGCGCGGCGUGUUCUACGCGGCGGAGAAGCUCUACGGCGUGACGAUGCAGCGGCGCACCGAUCUGCCGGUGUACCACCCCGAUGUGAUGACGCUCGAGAUGUUCGACUGCACGGGCGAGUCGCUCGCCAUUUUUGGCAUCGACCCCUACGCGCGUGCAGGCAAGCGCGGUGGUGCGUGGAUGACAUUCAUUGUUCGCCAGGCCUCCCUGCUUGGCCGAAAGCCAGUCGUGUACAACGUGCUGAACACUGUGAAGCCGGCGGAGGGAAGGCCGGCCUUGUUGACCCGUGACAACGUGACGACGCUCUUCCACGAGUUCGGCCACGGACUCCACGGCAUGCUAAGCAACCUCCCGUACUCAACACUCUCCGGCACGAGCGUCGUCCGUGACUUCCUCGAGUUCCCAUCGCAGAUCAACGAGCACUGGGCGAUGUACGAUGCCGUGCUGAAGAAUUACGCGCUUCACUACGAGACCAAGGAGCCGAUCCCGCAGGCGCUGGUGGACCGCAUGAAGGCGGCCGAG
This is a messenger RNA of Leishmania braziliensis MHOM/BR/75/M2904, 1476 nucleotides long. The record is from the annotation of a RefSeq genome assembly. NCBI's taxonomy places the organism in Eukaryota, Euglenozoa, Kinetoplastea, Trypanosomatida, Trypanosomatidae.